GGCCUCACCCAAGAUUUCGGCGGCGCCUCGGGCAUGUCCAUCUUUUCCAUGGGCUUCCAGGACUACUUUGUGUCCAAGGAUUCCACUAUUGCAGUGGCCGCAGGGGCGGGCGGCGGCACCUUCGCCUCCAGCGACAGCUCUAACAGCGCCCACCUGCCGGAUGCCCCGACAGACGCAGACCCGGAGGCGGAAAGGAGGUCGGUGGCCCUGCUCUUCUCCCAGGCCUCGUCCAUGGACGUGAAGUUUCAGGUCUCAGAUGGCACCGGCUGCCGCCGCUUCCUCUUCGCUCUGAAAAGCUGCGCGGGCGGCGGCAGCUGCUGCGAGGUGGACCCGUGCCACCUCUACGACAAACCGGCGGUGGACUGCAUCUUGUCGGAUUGGAGCCCCUGGGGCCCCUGCGACGUCUCGUGCGGAGCAGGGCAACAGGCCCGGGAGAGGGAGAUCAUCCAGCAGCCCAGCAAGGGCGGCUACGGCUGCACCGCGGCGCUGUCGCUCACAAGGCAGUGCAAUGCUCAGCCUUGCGGCGACGAGUGCAUCCCGGUGGAUUGCCAAUGGACGGAUUGGACGGAGUGGGGCCCAUGCAAUCAGUGCGGUGGGGAGAUGCAGAGAGUGCGCCACAUCGCAGCCCACCCCCAGUGUGGCGGAGAGGCGUGCCAUAGUGGAGGUGCAGUGGAAGUUGCCAAGUGCCCUCGCUCAUGCACGGACAAGACCUACUGCAUCUGGCAGGAGUGGUCGGACUACAGCCCGUGCACUGCCACGUGCGGCUCCGGGCUACAGUCGCGCAUGAGGAAUCUGCACCCGGUGACCCAGCUUCCUGGGGACGGCGGGGACGCGGCCUACGAUGGCUAUGACGGCUACGAUGGCUACGAUGGCUACGAGGAGGCACCCAUGGUGGGCUCAGAUGGCGCAGAUGGCUACUCAGCAGACGCCUCCUACGAUGGCUUCUCGGAUCUGCCGCUGGAGACGCCCGCCGAUGCUAGCUACAUACAGGAAUCCGACCUGUCAAUGAAGUUCGAGGAGUUGAGGCAGCGGACCGAGCACAUGGAGAAGGGCCGAAACAAGGUGUUGGCCUUGGCCUUCAGCGCCGGCGCUCUGAGCCUGGGCGCGCUGGCGGUGGUGCUGCGAGUUGUGAGAAAGUGAGCCUCUUGGAUUUCCAAGAGCAAGGCCUGUCGAAGAGCAAGCCUUUCAUGGGUCGGUCAUAGACCGCUCGGAUUUAUGUUUCAGUCAAUGGCAACAGCGCGGGACCUCGAAAUCGGCGGAAUGGCUGAUUUGGACCUCUCGUUUUUCUGGUGGCAUGGAACGGGGGUUGCCUAGACCCUCUUGGCCCCAGUCCUUCUAUUCGC
This is a messenger RNA of Effrenium voratum, 1343 nucleotides long. NCBI's taxonomy places the organism in Eukaryota, Dinophyceae, Suessiales, Symbiodiniaceae. The record is from the annotation of a GenBank genome assembly.